This is a messenger RNA of Solea senegalensis (Senegalese sole), 1786 nucleotides long. RefSeq names its product zinc finger and BTB domain-containing protein 46-like. Gene Ontology annotation, biological process: regulation of transcription by RNA polymerase II. The record is from RefSeq and is a predicted model, not a curated record. The transcript has 4 exons. The coding region runs from base 383 to 1597 and encodes 404 amino acids. NCBI's taxonomy places the organism in Eukaryota, Metazoa, Chordata, Actinopteri, Pleuronectiformes, Soleidae. Gene Ontology annotation, molecular function: RNA polymerase II cis-regulatory region sequence-specific DNA binding; protein binding; DNA-binding transcription factor activity, RNA polymerase II-specific.
GCCCGGGGAGUGGGAGAAGAAGAAGAAGAAGACGGGGGGAAUAAAGACUUGAAGACAGCGAGCGGAGGACAGAGGGAAGAGAGGAGAGGACAGUGUGCCCUCCCCCUCCCCCUGUCUGUCUGUCUGUCUGUGUGUCUCCUCUCCGGGCUGUCACAGCACAUUUGGACUCCGACGGAGCGACACCGCGUCCAGUCCAGACCGCAUGGGGUAACAGGCGCUUCUGUGUGGACGCAGAUAUUUCCUGGAGCCAUGUCGUCUUUUUGGGGAACGCUGUAGUACAUAUGCCAGGACCGUACCAACAAACAGAAAAGAAGAUGUCGUACACAGAAUAAACAAAGUCAGGGGAAAGAAAGGCAAAUAAGGCGUUUGUUCAGCAACACAGAUGAACAACAGGAAGGAGGACAUGGAGAUCUCCUCUCACUACCGUCAGCUCCUCAGAGAGCUCAAUGAGCAGAGGCAGCACGGCAUCCUCUGCGACGCCUGUGUCAUCGUGGAUGGAAAGAUCUUCAAGGCCCACAAGAACGUCCUCCUGGGCUCCUCACGCUACUUUAAGACUCUUUACUGCCAGGUAAAGAAAGGGGCGGAGCCUCACCACCAGACGACUGUCACUCACCUGGACAUCGUCACAGCGACGGGAUUCAAAGCCAUCUUGGAUUUCAUGUACUCAGCGCACCUAGCUCUGACCAGUAAGAACGUGAUCGAGGUCAUGUCGGCCGCCAGCUACCUGCAGAUGACCGACAUCGUCCAGGCGUGUCACAGCUUCAUCAAGGCUGCGCUGGACAUCAGCAUCCGCUCUGAGAUGGCUGAUGAAAUGGCUGACUUUGAAAUGGGAGCUGUGGCUGCUGUCGGCAUCGGUGGAGGAGGCGCUGGAGGUGGAGGAGGAGUGAGCUUAGCGGGAACAGGGAACAUUGUGGGAGCCACGUUAGGCGGAGGAGGCGGGGGAGGAGGAGGAGGAGGCGGAGGAGGCGGGAUCAUGGGCAUAGCUUCCGAAGCUCUCGCCUCCAUCAUGUCCGGUCGCAGCACCUCCCCUUGGCUGGCACGACGCACCAGCCCAGCCAACUCUUCUGGGGACUCGGCCAUCGCCAGCUGCCACGAGGGAGGCAGCACGUAUGGCAAGGAGGACCAAGAACCUCCCAAGAGCCACGAGAGCCAGGAGGAAGCCUGUCACGACUCUCAGCCUGCCUGGCCACAUGACUACAGGCCCAUUACCGUCAAAGAGGAACAGGUUUCCCCCAACUCCUCCUCUCAUGCCAGGGGGAGAGCACAGAGCCAGGGAGAGCAAGGGAGUGGAGGAGCCGCAGGAGGAGGUGGGGAGGGACCCUGGCAACCCCUGUCAGGGUCAGGGCGGAGGAAGAACAGGAAGAACAAGGACACGGUCAGACAUAUUACCCAGCAGGCUGAGAGUAAGUGGGACAGAGACCGAGACAGGGAGAGAGACAGGGACAGUAGGCCUGGAUCUCCUCUGCCCUCCAUGUUGACAGUGGCUGGAUGGAACUACAGCGGACAGGACAUCCCAGGUAAACAACACCCUACAAACCUACUCUGUUUUCAGACUUGGUUCAAAAGAAACACAGCUGCUCUCCUGUGGCUGCCAUGAUGGAUGCUUGAUGUUGUCGUCGUGUUAAGCCCGCCCCUAGCAUGCCAGGGGAAAAUACUCACUUGUGAUUGGCUCCUUUUUUUAGGCUACGUUGUGUUUUUGGUAACUUCAGCCUCGAUAACAAAGCGCUUGAUGAAAAGAGUGGACACUUAAUCUGGGAUACAUUUUAUUAGCUGGGUGUCAUUGUAC